AGGGCCUGCCUGCAUUUGUCCUCAUAAGGCUGACGUCCACCCGCUGAGUUCGGGUGCCUCUUCACUUUUGUCCAGCCACAUAAGCUUCCUACUUCCCCUCCUCGCCUACCUUACACCAGAACCAACCGUCUCGCUCUGCGUCGCUUUACACUUACUUGUAGAAUUCCCCAUACAAUGUCAAAAGACUACUACGAGUACGAAGAGUACUCUCGUCGCCGACGCGACUUUUCUCCCGACAACUACUCCGGCGGUGCCCCAGGGUCUCAGCAACAAGGCCCUCCUCCUCCCCCCCCUCCUGGCGCUCCUCCUUAUGCCUCAACCUCCCGUCUUGAUGACCCUUACUACGGCGGCAUGCCUCCUCCUCCGCGGGAGCGCAUGACCCUCGAGCCUCCCGAGUCACAGAACCGCCCACGAUCUGUCCCACCAAACACCACCAUGGUCCGGCGCAGCCGCUCUCGUUCCCGUCCUCCGUCAGAUGACGAGGAUUAUGAUGACAGACGGAGCUCGCGAAACCGCUCACAAAGUCCCAUCACCCGCGCUCGGAAUGUCGUUGAUGAGAACUUCUCUCAUUCCGCCGGCGGCAUCGGCGCCGGUAUUUUAGGCGCUGUCGUUGGCGGUCUUGUAGCUCGCGAGGCGACUGAAGCUGCAACACGCCGCAAGCACAAGACCCGAGGUUAUGAAGACGAGAAUGAGGACCGCACUCGUCUCGUUUCCACCAUUCUCGGCGCCGUCGCUGGUGGCCUAGGAGCCAAUGCUCUCGCCAAUAGGGUUGAGGAUUCGAGGGAGCGAGACCGACGACGCCAACUCGACUGGGAGCGUGAGCGUAGCUACGUGCGCGAGCAGGAGAUGCCCCGCUACGAGCAACGGAGAUCCAGUGACCGUGAUAGAGAGGACGACCGCCGCGAUCGUGAUCGUGACCGGUAUGAUCGCGGCAGGGCCCUACCCCAAAACGAUGAUGAUGAUUAUGACUUCGUCUAUGAUGAUCCGCGAUACGAAGAUCGAGAACCCAGGCGACGUAGAAGCGAGGACAACUACCGCUAUCGCCAAUAGUCGACCUGUCUUUUUACCCCUCGACAGCCUAUUACUACUUCAUUAUGACAUCUCACGACAGUAUUUAUUUCCCUUGUUUUCUUCUUGUUUUCUUCCUCUCUUGGCUUAUGUUGAGUGACGUUUAAAAACUGCGAGCGGU
Molecule: messenger RNA, 1189 nt
Organism: Fusarium oxysporum Fo47
Lineage: Eukaryota; Fungi; Ascomycota; Sordariomycetes; Hypocreales; Nectriaceae
Exons: 1
Coding region: 175-1050 (291 amino acids)
Source: RefSeq, a predicted model, not a curated record